UGCAAGGGGAGGUGGGGGGGUGGGUGGGUGGGAGGGGGAGGGGGCUUGCCGCACAGGAGAAAGUUGCUUUGGGUUUUAACGCAACGCACAACGCCCGAACAUGGUGCAGCAGGCAGAUAGCCUGGAAAGUGAGGUCAACCUGCCCCGGGAGGCGAUGGACACGGAGGAGGGUGAAUUCAUGGCCUGUAGCCCGGUGGCCCUGGAUGAAAGCGACCCAGACUGGUGCAAAACGGCAUCAGGCCACAUUAAGAGGCCGAUGAACGCUUUCAUGGUGUGGUCUAAAAUCGAGAGGAGAAAAAUCAUGGAGCAGUCCCCAGACAUGCACAACGCGGAGAUAUCCAAGAGGCUGGGGAAGAGGUGGAAAAUGCUUAAAGACAGUGAGAAGAUCCCCUUUAUCCGGGAAGCGGAGAGGCUGCGGCUCAAGCACAUGGCCGAUUAUCCCGACUACAAGUACAGGCCCAGGAAAAAGCCCAAAAUGGACCCUUCGUCCAAACCUAACGCUAGCCAAAGCCCUGAGAAAAGUGCCGGCGGGGGCAGCAGUGGCGGGGGAAGCGGCAGCGGGGGCGGUGGCGGCGGCAGCAGCAAGAACUCAAAGAGCUCCAGCAAGAAAUGUAGCAAACUGAAGACCUCUUCAUCCUCCUCUUCGACCUCCUCCUCGUCCACAUCCUGCCCCAAGCCAGGAGCCGGUAAAACAGCUCACCACGGUGACUACGCAGGCGAGGAUUUGGUGUUUGGCACCCUCAAAGUGAACGGCGCGGGCGGUGGUGGCGGCUGCAGCAAAACCGUCAAAUGCGUCUUCAUGGAUGAUGAGGAUGAGGACGAGGAGGAUGAGGACGACCUUCAACUGCGGAUCAAGCAGGAGCCGGAGGAAGAAGACGAGGAGCAUCCAGGGCGGCAGCAGCAACAGCAGCAGCAAACCCAGCAGCUGCUCCGGCGCUACAGCGUCGCCAAAGUGCCCGCCAGCCCCACGCUGAGCAGCUCCGCGGAAUCCACCGAGGGGGCCAGUUUGUACGAGGAGGUCCGAGCCGGCGCGACCUCCGCCGGGGGCCACGGCGGGGGCGGCAGCGCCAGUCGCCUUUACUACAGCUUCAAAAACAUCACCAAGCAAAGCGCCCAGCAGCUGCAGCAGCCCAGUCUGUCCCCAGCUUCCUCGCGCUCUGUCUCCACCUCCUCCUCCUCCAGUUCCAGUUCUAGCAGCAGUGAGGAGGCUGAUGACCUGAUGUUCGAUCUGAGCUUGAAUUUCUCCCAAAAUCCCCACUCGACGACCGAGCAGCAGCUGGGGGGCGGCUCAGCGGCGGGGAAUCUAUCCCUGUCCCUGGUGGAUAAAGAUUUGGAUUCGUUCAGCGAGGGCAGCCUGGGCUCCCACUUUGAGUUCCCCGACUACUGUACCCCGGAGCUGAGCGAGAUGAUCGCGGGGGACUGGUUGGAGGCGAACUUUUCCGACUUGGUGUUCACAUAUUGAAAAGGGGGGAGGGGGCACCUCUGUCUCUCCCUCGGCCAGUAGUGCGGAGCAGGGUUCGAGAGGAAAUCGUGAUGAUGAUGAUGAGAAUAAUGAUGAUGAUGGGGAAAGAGAAGAUGCUCAUGAUGUUGUGAUGAUGACGCAAAGAAAUUGGAAAAGAUGAUAAAAAAAAAUGGUGGAGUUUAAGAGAAAUGAGUAGUUUUUUGGUUAUUUUUCCUGUCUUUUAUUUUAAUUUUUAAAUUCUUUCCCCCUCCCCCUCUCCCUUAUCAUGUCUCAAGGUAGUUCCAAACCCAGCCUGGAGUUGUGAUUCCCCACCCCCAUCCCAAAAUGUGUAAUUUUUUUUUUUGUAUUUUUAUUUUUUCCCUGAAUUUGGUGAUCGCAACAAAGGCGUAAGGGACUGGGGGCGGGAGUAGGGGGAGGGGGAAACGCUCCGGAAGGCGCUGUUUGAAGCUUGUCGGUCUUUGAUUGAAGUCUGGAAGACGGUCUGCAAAGAAGCCUUUUGGCCGCGCAACUGUUACUCAAGGGGGUUUGUGGAUUUUUUUCUUUUUCUUUCCUGAGAGAUCUUACAGAACUGUUGAUUUAAAAAAAAAAAAACAAAAACAAAAGGGACCAUUGCAACUUUUUAUUAUUAUUAUUAUUAUUUUGGAGGGAGAAAACUGAUGUCUUCUAUGCAUCCGAUUCUUAACAAAACUGCAGGGAGCUUGAAAAAAUACAGACUGUACAAACGCUUACAAAAAACAAAAAAAACAAAAAAACAAAAAAAAAAACUGUGAACUGACUUAAGAUCAGAGUUUACUUUUCAGAUCAAAUUGUUUAUGGUUUUACAAAUGUGAUUUCUACUUGCCAACCUUUUUUUUGUAACUUGUUCCCUUAUACCUCCUUGAUUGAAUACCAGACAGCCUAGACCUCAGUACAAAAGGUAUUGAAACAUUUUUGAUACAUAACAGACCUCAGUCUUUUUUAAAAAUUAAUAUAUUUUCAGGCGUAUUUUUGUACAGUGAAAAGGGAACAUUCUUGCUGUGUUUUUUCAGUAAGACUUUCAGGCACUUCUUCCCUUUUGAUUUCUUUUUUUCCUCUGUUUUUAGCAUGCAAGUAUGUUGGUACGUUAUGUCCUGGUUUUAAAAGGAUUAAAAUUUUUAAAUAAUCCUUGCAUCUAAAGGCCUUGUGGUUUUAAAAAAAAAAAACUUUUUUGUACAGCUAUAGUUCAGAUUUGUUCAAUAUUUGUAGGUAAAGAUUUAUUGAAAAUGGUGAUAUAGACCUCAGAGCUGUUACCUUAGUUUAAAGAUUGUAUAUGUACUGUAUUAUAGUAGGUCUUUAUGUAUCUCAUACGCUGUGAUAUGUGGAUGGGGCCCCAGAUGGAAGGUAUGAAACUGGAUUCUCGAUUUUUAGCAAAAAAAAAAGGCACAUAGUAAAAGAAAGUUUCUCAUUUUGUGCAAUAUAAUCUAAAUAAAGUACAGACCAUCUGCACAUUUUGUAGCAAAAGAUGGCAAAGCAGACUCAUGCACUGUCAACAUCCUUGCCUGUUUUUUUUAUGCUGAAAGUCUGUAUCUUGACAAUUUUAAUAAAUCAGCUGGAACUGAUAGAAA
Messenger RNA from Antechinus flavipes (yellow-footed antechinus), 3045 nucleotides. It is a transcript of the gene SOX11, whose product is annotated as SRY-box transcription factor 11. Gene Ontology annotation, molecular function: DNA-binding transcription activator activity, RNA polymerase II-specific; RNA polymerase II cis-regulatory region sequence-specific DNA binding. Lineage: Eukaryota; Metazoa; Chordata; Mammalia; Dasyuromorphia; Dasyuridae. The transcript has a single exon. Gene Ontology annotation, biological process: anatomical structure morphogenesis; neuron differentiation; negative regulation of transcription by RNA polymerase II. The coding region runs from base 101 to 1462 and encodes 453 amino acids. The record is from RefSeq and is a predicted model, not a curated record.